AUGUUACAAAAGUAUUUUAUAUUAUUGUUUAUAUUUCAAUUAUUAAUUGAAAUAAAUUGUCAAACAUCUCCCUCUAUAGAUAAGGAACGAAGCGAACAUACUGCAACGCUUAUUGAUAAAAAAUUAUACAUUUUGAGUGUCCGCUCUGCAUGGGGUGGUGCAAUUAAUGAUACGUUGUUCAUAAUCGAAAAUGCAGCUAUUAAAUUGGCAUCUGUUCACACAUUUAAUCCGCAAAAUAAUUCAUGGAAUACUCCAGUAACAACCGGUAUAACACCUAUUCUUUAUGAUGCUUCAAUAGGAACUAUCGACAAUGAUGGAAAAAUGUAUUUCUGGGAUGGAAUUGGUGAUAUUAUCGCCAUUUUAGAUACAAAAAAUUUAAUUUGGGAAACGAGGAGUUCAAUUGGUGCACCAAAUAUUGGAUUGAAAAGUGCUACCACUUUAUUACCUAAUAAUAUAAUCUAUAUAGAUAGUAGAGUGCCAAUAACUUCGGGAACAAUGCCUCCUAAGAGACUAGAGGCAUCCGCUGUCUUUGGAUUAGACGGUCAAGGGGUAAUCAUUUAUGGAGGUUCUAGUGAUGCUAAACCUGUAGAUUCAUCACUUUAUGAAUUAAAUUUAAUAAAUUAUGAGCUUCAUAUCGAGCAAAUAUUGGGUUAUAACGAAUCAGAAGAAAAUGAUAUUCUAUUACUUGAUAUUAGUAAUAAAGAUGAAUAUAUUUGGACAAAUGAAUAUGAUCCUUCAUCAUCAAAUAUAUCAGCACAAUCAUUUAAUGAAUCAUCAAAAAAUCAUAAUUAUAAACUAGAAUCAUCCAAUAAUGUAAAUAUUCAUAAUCAUGGGCGAGAAUUUGUAGAAUCAUCCAAUAAUGAAAAUAUUUACAAUCACAGACAAGAAAUAGUAGAACCACCUAGUAAUGAACGUAUAUUUAAUCAUGGACGAGAAAUAGUAUAACUGGUAACUCAAGAUCCAGUAAUAAAUAGUAGUUACAAUCAUUGACAUUAUUAACAUUACGAUAUGUACAAGAACUUGAACGAGAGAUCCAAGACUGAAACAAACAAUAAGGUUCCUUUGAGCAUGAAUAAAUUCGGAUAUGUUAUUAUCAAAUAAAUCAAAAGAAUAAUGCGGUAUUCCCAUCUCAAUGUGGUAUGUAAUUUUGUUUGAAUUACUAAAUUAUUGUUUCCCAAACAAACCUUUAUCUGUUAUAUUUUUUUCUUAACAUUAAAC
Molecule: messenger RNA, 1218 nt
Organism: Rhizophagus irregularis DAOM 181602=DAOM 197198
Lineage: Eukaryota; Fungi; Glomeromycota; Glomeromycetes; Glomerales; Glomeraceae
Source: RefSeq, a predicted model, not a curated record